AGAAGAAGAAAUUCACCUUAUUUAUUUGAAUUUAAGGAAUCAUUGUAUUUUUAAUUUUUAAAUUUCACUUAUGAUUUGAAUUAUAUAAGAUUUAAUUGUAAACACUAAAUAUGUGGAAAUUACUUCACCAUAAUAGGCUAAUAUAUUUUAACAAAAACCUGCUGUUUUCAAGAUUACCAAAAAUCAAAAUUAGUAAUUACAUAGGAAACAGUAUUAAAGCGAACGUACAGAAAAAAACAUCCUUUUUAAAUGUUAAAACAGUGGGUAUAUCUCUUACUGGAGGAUUAAUAGUUAAAUUGUACAUUUCACGAAACCAAGUAGCCUGUGAAGCUCAGAACACUAGGCUAUCCAGGUAUGAAACUUCCGAUAAAACAACAUCCUUCGACUGGAAACUCUUAUGGAAAUACCUAAAACCGAGCAUUUGGUAUUUUAUAGCAGCUGUAGUGGGAGCUUUGGCUGUAGCUUUAUUGAAUAUUCAAAUUCCCCAAAUACUUGGCGGCGUAGUGAAUGUGCUUAUUCGUUAUAAUGAAAACGAAAGCAGUACUUCUUUUAUCGCAGAAGUGAAGAACCCUGUAUUUCAAUUGGUUUCUAUGUAUAUAGCACAGAGUGCUUGUACAUUUUUCUACAUCUUUAUGCUUUCAAAUUUAGGAGAACAAAUGGCAUAUAAGAUGAGAACUGACUUAUUUUCUUCGAUUGUUAAUCAAGAUAUAGCUUUUUUCGAUAAGCAUAGAACUGGUGAAAUAAUAAAUAGGCUUACAACUGAUGUACAAGAUUUUAAAAGUAGCUUCAAGCAAAUUGUUUCUGGAGGUUUGAGGGCCACGACGCAGAUUAUCGGUUGUACAGUUUCAUUAAUUUCGAUAUCACCUCAAAUGACUAUGAUGUCUCUAAUGUCCAUACCAACCGUUAUUCUCGUUGGUACGGUUUUUGGCUCUCUAUUAAGAGCAAUAUCUAGGAAAGCCCAAGCACAGGUAGAAAAAACUACUGCUGUUGCCGAUGAAGCAGUCAGUAAUAUCAGGACCGUAAGAGCUUUCGCUAUGGAAGACGAGGAAAAAGAAUUGUACAAUCAUGAAGCUGCUCUAGCAAUGCUGUAUAACGAGAAUUUGGGUAUGGGAAUAGGCUUGUUUCAAGCCGGGACAAAUAUAUUUAUUAACAGUAUGGUGUUAUCAACUUUGUAUAUGGGCGGGUAUUUACUAUCAACCAAUCAGCUAUCAGCGGGUGAGGUCAUGGCUUACUUGAUGGCCUCGCAAACCAUACAAAGGUCCCUUGCCCAGAUAUCGCUAUUAUUUGGGUCAGUAGUUAGAGGAGUAGCAGCUGGAUCAAGAGUUUUUGAAUAUAUUAAUAUGAAACCAACAAUGUCUCUUAAAGGUGGUAAAAUAUUACCUUGCCAAUCAGUAAAAGGUGAUAUUGAAUUCAAGAACGUAUCAUUCGCAUACCCAACAAGGAGCGAACAGGUUAUACUGCAUAACUUUAAUCUUACUGUACCAUCUGGCAAAACUGUCGCUAUAGUAGGAGCAUCUGGUAAUGGGAAAUCAACAGUUGUGGCAUUAUUAGAGAGAUUCUACGACAUUAAUGAUGGUAGCAUUUUAUUAGACGGACACGAUAUAAGAUCAUUGGAUCCCUCUUGGUUAAGAGGAAGCGUUUUAGGUUUAAUCAGUCAAGAACCAGUUUUAUUUGGUACAUCUAUUAUGGAAAAUAUUCGUUAUGGAAAACCAGAAGCCUCUGAUGAAGAGGUGAAACAAGCUGCGCAUUUAGCGAACGCUGAUGAUUUUAUAAAUAAUUUUCCCAAGGGUUAUAAUACUCACGUGGGGGAAAGAGGUGUAACUUUAUCUGGUGGUCAAAAGCAAAGGAUUGCAAUAGCGCGGGCGUUGUUGAAAAAUCCAGUGGUGUUGUUGCUAGAUGAAGCUACUAGCGCUUUGGAUACUCAAUCGGAGAAAGUCGUACAGGCAGCGUUAGAGCGCGCAAGAGAAGGCCGAACAGUUAUUGUAAUCGCUCACAGAUUAUCCACUAUACAAAACGCUGAUUUAAUAGUAGUUCUUAAUAAAGGAAGAAUUGUUGAGAUGGGAACUCACGAGGAUCUACAAAAGUUAAAAGGGUAUUAUUGGUCACUGGUCUAUCAGCAACAGGGUAAUGCAAGUCCUGCAGGGUAAUUGAAUCACACAAAUGAAGUAUGUAUGUAUAUUUUAGUAUAAACUAUUUCUGUUUAUUGGAGUGCCUUUACUUAUUAUGCAGAUAAGCCGGACUCGCCCUCUGGCUGAUAAUCAAGCUGCACUACGUUGUGGUUUACAAAUUGAAAAAUCGUAUCGAAUUCACUCCCUAAUAUAUUAUCCAAUAUCCAUUUCACGUAUUUUCCCAUAUUCGUGUAAACUCCGGGCAUUACACCGCAAUCAUCAUCUCCAUACGACGAUAAGCC
This is a messenger RNA of Phyllotreta striolata, 2410 nucleotides long. Lineage: Eukaryota; Metazoa; Arthropoda; Insecta; Coleoptera; Chrysomelidae. The record is from the annotation of a GenBank genome assembly.